AAUGUAAAGGCAUUGCGAAAGGCGACUCGUGGGGUCCUCAGAACCUUUAACGCGCACAUGCGCAGCGUAAGAUUUCUCUUUCUCGGUGGACACAAUGGCGGACACAGAAAAAAAGGUCCCGGCGGUCCCUGAGAGCCUUUUGAAAAGGCGAAAGGCCUUUGCCAAAAUGAAGGCCAUGCGCAUCAAGAAGGUCCUCGUUGACAAAAAGGCCCGUAAAGCAACUAGGAAGUUGAUCUACAAGAGGGCUGAGAAGUACCACAAGGAGUACAGACAGAUGUACAGAAAGGAGAUCCGCUUGGCUCGCACUGCCCGUAAAGUGGGAAACUUCUAUGUUCCAUCUGAGCCCAAACUGGCCUUUGUCAUCAGGAUCAGAGGUAUCAAUGGUGUGAGCCCAAAAGUCCGCAAAGUCCUGCAGCUGCUACGUCUGCGCCAGAUCUUCAAUGGCGUGUUUGUCAAGCUCAACAAGGCUUCCAUCAAUAUGCUGAGGAUCGCAGAGCCCUACAUCGCCUGGGGGUACCCCAACCUGAAGUCUGUGCGUGAGCUCAUCUACAAACGUGGUCAUGGGAGGAUGAGGAAGCAGCGCAUUGCCCUCACAGACAACGCACUGAUCGAGAAGGCCCUUGGCAAAUACGGCAUCAUCUGUAUCGAGGACCUCAUCCAUGAAAUCUUCACAGUUGGCAAGAACUUCAAACCUGCCAACAACUUCCUGUGGCCCUUCAAACUGUCCUCUCCUCGUGGUGGUAUGAACAAGAAGACCACACACUUUGUGGAGGGAGGAGAUGCUGGCAACAGGGAGGACCAGAUCAACAGAAUGAUCAGGAGGAUGAACUAGAGAAAAUGGUUUCAGUGGACUCAAAUUGUACAAUAAAACAUCUAAAAAACACUUGUUUGUCUAGUCUUUAUUU
This is a messenger RNA of Periophthalmus magnuspinnatus, 905 nucleotides long. RefSeq names its product ribosomal protein L7 (gene rpl7). Gene Ontology annotation, molecular function: structural constituent of ribosome; RNA binding. Bases 95 to 832 code for a protein of 245 amino acids. NCBI's taxonomy places the organism in Eukaryota, Metazoa, Chordata, Actinopteri, Gobiiformes, Gobiidae. The record is from RefSeq and is a predicted model, not a curated record. Gene Ontology annotation, cellular component: cytosolic large ribosomal subunit. The transcript is spliced from 7 exons. Gene Ontology annotation, biological process: maturation of LSU-rRNA from tricistronic rRNA transcript (SSU-rRNA, 5.8S rRNA, LSU-rRNA).